AUGAUUACCCACCAUGGCAUCGAUGUCGAGGCGCUACCAUACACUGCUCCUCCUGGAGAGGAAGGUUUUGAUAUGAGUCAUGCAGGUGGGGAACAUGAAGUGUUCGAAGGGCUGGCACAUCAGGUGGCCGACAUUGGUGGAUAUCGCUACAUAGAUCCUCGCACUUGCCGAGACCGCACAGAAGACCAGACUUCUCAUUGGAAUCUCCAGAUCAAACACCUUGUGGAUGCCUAUCUUGACUACCGCGCUCGAAAUUCUGGCAAUGGCAUACCAAACCCACAAGACUUGCCCACAGUCCCACCUUUGGACAUAGAUACGACGGACUGCCCUUCACUCAACAACAUCGAGCUCAUUGACAUUUUCAGGCGGUGCCGUUCCUCUCUCCAGCCGAUAGCAUCGCACAGGUUCCCUAACGAGACACUUAUCUAUCAU
Molecule: messenger RNA, 432 nt
Organism: Suillus fuscotomentosus
Lineage: Eukaryota; Fungi; Basidiomycota; Agaricomycetes; Boletales; Suillaceae
Exons: 3
Source: RefSeq, a predicted model, not a curated record